AUCUGCGACAGAGACAAAUUCGACUGUGAAUGACAUGGAGCGUUUACACGUCCCGCCUCACCACCCAGCGCGACUAAAUUAGCAACAAGUGUGGGCUACAUUCAAGUAUAUCAUAUUCCUCUGAUAACCCGGUUUUUUUAAACCCUAUUUUCUUUUAAAGUACCAGGAGGGCUUUGUGCGCGGUUUAUUUUAACCGAGACUUUGACGAAUAGUGUACGCAAGGAAGAAUACCUGUCACAACGGCCCCUGAUUAUCAAAAUCAUUGCAGUCGUGCAAAGUAUAGAAGAAGACAGAGAAAAGGUGGGGAGAAAAAGACAUUCUUAGGUGGACAUUGACCCUGCGUCCAGAAUUGUGAUUCUUGACAAAUUUUCGUGUGACAAAAAAGACAAAUACUGUUUUCGGGAAAGUAUGAAACACCGUGCUUUUCGAAUUUGAAACAUCUGAGUGACAGCUUCUUGUAAGACCUGGCUCUACGAGUGGCGCCUCCACGCCAUCCAUUGUCAGCAUCCAGUUGUUUCACUGGUUUUUUUGCCCGCCAUUCAAAUCCAGCUGCUUCUCUAACGUAGCUGUUGUCAAGGAACUUAGAGAGAGCUACAUUUGUUUAUAAACUUGUCAGAAUCGCUGGGAGGGGAUAAAAAAGGAAAUACAUGUGAAACCUGAUCGUAGAACUUUUUUUCCCUCGAGCCACUGAACGUGUUUCUGAUUUGAAUCUGCUGAUUGUUACGCACAGCCAUUCCUGUUAACAGACCCAUUCAUCCGCCCACUGAACCUGACAAAGUUACAGAGUUACAACCACAAAACUGUUUUGAUUGUAAGGAGAACAAGAAAGUACAUGCAAGAAGCCCACGCUAUCGUCCAUUCAUUGCAUCUGUUUGCAUUUAGUCUGACAAACAAAACGUCGCUCGGUGGUUGAAUUGUAAUUGUGACUGCAUCUGCAAGAGGAGCAAGAGAGGAAGCUACAUCGUCAGUUGAGGAAGGAUUAUCUAUAAAAGAGAACAAAGAUGGGAAGCAGUAAGGGAGUUUAUGUCAUCGUCUUUCUCACCUUGGAAGUUGUUGCUGUCUUGGUCAACGGGCGUUCUCUAGAGUGUGCGGAGGGACUGUACGGCAUCAGGUGCGAGAAGCGCUGCAGCCCCGGAUGUCGAGGAGGCUGCAACCAGACGACAGGACGAUGUCUGCAGGGCUGCGAUGAAGGAUGGACAGGAGACAACUGCAUAGAACCGUGUCCGGAUCACCUGUAUGGCCCCAACUGUGUGCACCCUUGCGGUCAUUGCCUUGGCGACGUCCCCUGUGCCCCCUCCUCUGGCAUCUGUACGACUGGCUGUGAAGCUGGACUCUAUGGUCCCCGCUGCGACAAAGUCUGCGAGCACUACUACUAUGGCGCCGGUUGCACCAAGAGAUGCGGACGUUGCCGGCUUUUGCAACCUUGCAACGCGGCCACAGGCCUCUGCUCGGGGGGAUGCGAAGCCGGGUGGUACGGAACCCACUGCGAUCAAGCUUGCAGCAACAUGACGUACGGCGUGGACUGCACACGCAAGUGCGGAAUGUGCGCGGAGAACAGCACGUGCAACCACAUGACGGGCAUCUGUGACGGGGGGUGCAGACCAGGCUGGACCGGACCCUCCUGCACUGACAGAUGUGCUGCUGGAAAGUUUGGAGAGGACUGCGCCAAGACCUGCGGGCGAUGCUUGACGGGGGCCUGCGAUCACGUGACCGGCAUUUGCACCGACGGAUGUGCACGAGGGUGGCGCGGCGAGUUCUGUCUAGAAGAAUGCCAGGACGGAACCUUCGGCACGAACUGCUCGUCAGAGUGCGGCCACUGUCUGAACAACACUACCUGCGACAUCAUUAACGGGAUCUGCUCCCAGGGCUGCGAGCCGGGGUGGAGGGGUGUCUACUGCAACAAAGAAUGCGCGGCGGGAUUUUACGGGGCAGACUGCCAGUACCCCUGUGGGCGUUGCAAGGACAAGACGUCAUGUGUGCCGACAUCUGGACUGUGCCCUGAAGGUUGUCAGGACGCCUGGACGGGCCCCCAGUGCGGCCAAGCAGCUGCUGUUUCUGAUACCAGUCCCAUUGACAUUCACUCCAUGUUGCCGGCUCUCGUCGUCGUAACGGUGAUAGUGGUGUUGCUGAUGGGGGGAGGUGGGUUCUACUUCUUCAUUAUCCGCCCGCGUUCGAAUCCAGCUGGUCUGAACCGCCUCUAUACUGAAGGACCUGACUGUGGAGAUUCUAUCCGCAACACAUACGAGCAGAUGGCCGGGGGGCCAUGGGACCUGCCACGUACCAGCCUCAUUCUGACCAAUCAGCAGCUCGGAAACGGCCAGUUUGGGCAGGUUAAAAAAGGCUUUGUACGCAUGCGUGGAACCAAGAUCCCAGUUGCCAUCAAAUCGCUGAAAGAAAACGCAUCCGAGAAGGACAAAAGAGACUUUCUCAACGAACUGACCAUCCUAAAGCAAGUGGGCAAGCAUCCCAACGUUGUGUGCCUCGUCGGCGCUUGCCACAUCCAAGGAGUCAUGUAUGUUGCUAUGGAAUACGCUAAGCAUGGGGACCUGCGCACGUUUUUGCGCAAGAGCAGGAAGUUACGUCAACACGACUACGGGAAUUGUGGAGCAUCUCCUUUUGUUAGCAAAACUAUGUUGCUGAGAUUCGCACUCAACACUUCACAAGGCUUGCGUCAUCUAGCAGACAAACAGAUUAUUCAUCGCGACGUGGCGGCACGUAAUGUGUUGCUAGGCGACCAUCUGGUGGCAAAGAUAGCGGAUUUCGGGCUGUCGAAAAACGAUGAGACCUACGUUAAGACCUCAAGUACACGCGUUCCAAUUCGCUGGAUGGCGGUGGAGUCUCUUUUCAAUAACACGUACACUACACAAAGUGACGUAUGGUCGUUCGGCGUGGUGCUGUGGGAGAUCUUCACCCUUGGGGGCACACCCUACUCCUCUACAGACACCCAGCAGCUCUUUAACUUACUGAAAGACGGCUACAGACUCAAGCGGCCUCGUCUCUGUGACCAGAACGCGUACGCCAUGAUGCUGCAGUGCUGGAAUGAAAUACCAGAGCGGCGCCCGACCUUCCCAGAGCUUUGCGGUCGUCUGCAACGCAUGCUAGAGGACUGUCAGGUGUACAUGAACAUAUCGACUGAAGAGGAGUCCUUGUAUGCCGAGAUCGACCACGAGAGGACGUCCUGAAGUCCUGACAUUGGCGCAUCGCUCGUAAUUUUGCGACUGGAAGCGAGAGUGCAGUGCGUGCAGACUUGUCGGACAGUCAACCUGGUCGUCAGAUUUGUGUGUGAAAACCUUAGAACAUGUGUACCCAUCCAGGUUUUUGUCUAAAAUGUUAGGACAUGUGUGCAAGUCCAGGGUUUUGUGUGAAAAAUGUUCAAACAUUUAGAGAAGUCCCGAGUUUUUGUAAGAAAAUGCGAGAACAUUUUGACACUCCCUUAGGCAUUCUAAAUGCCGACGGGCCGACGAAGGGUCAUAAAUCAAGACUUGAUAAAUCAAGAGCACAAAUAAAAGAAAUAACAGGAGAGGGAUGAAUUACAGAGAGAAUGACUGAGAAUACAGAAGAAUGGACUGCUUCUGCGCAAUUAAGGUAAAGCCACCAUCAUCAGCGUCAUCUUGUGUGGCUUAUCUGGUCGCUAGGGAGAAAGAGGAUGUGUAAUGAUACAUGAAGUGGCUGAAAAAUUCUCACAUUGUCUCUCAAGAGGUGUAGACCACUGCUCCAUUUUGCUUACAUCCAAUUUUUUUUCGGAGGGAUGGGUUGGGGGACAAUGUUUACUGGCCUUAGUUGGAGCGUCUGGUGUAUGAAAACGACAGAUCCUUCGACCAGUUAAUAACUCUAGACAUAAUUUCUGUUUGUAAAGAGAGCAAGAAGGACAAUGCAUGACAUUUUGAGCAUGGUCACCAUUCCCAGCUGACCAGAGUUAACUGCAGCAUGUUGAACGAGGUUGGGAAUGUGUGUGGGGGUGGGGUGGGAGAGAAAUUGGUGUUUUACGCCAAACCAGCUACCAAGACUAUAUCACGGCAAGGCAACCAUCCCUCUGAACAGAUGCCACGUGCAGAGAAAGAACAGAGUGCCCGAGACGAGAGAUGAACCCAGGACAGCCAUCCUUCACUGUAUUGACUACUAACCGUUGCUCCACCAGAUCGACGUGAACGAAGCUGGAAUGGUAGUCGCUAUAGACGCUUGGCCGUGGAAAGGUAUCCUGCAGCUUGCUGACGAAGGGUCACCGCGCAGAACGAGGCUUUGAUGACCACGAAACGUGAAAGAGUAUUCCUCAGCAUACAAAAAGAUGCUCUAUUGAACGAAAAACUUAGCCGACAGAACGUGGCUCCGGUAGAUAUGAACCAAGGAAAUGUAUCCUGCAGUCUGCAGAACGAGGCUCUGGUGGUGUUUGCUGACUAAAUGAGAAAUUAGUUGAUCUCAUUCCUUGAACACUGCCUUUGCUAUGUUGGAGAUGGGUGGCGGUUGUUGAUAUCCAGGGACAAUCAUCUCAACCCAGAAACUUCAGCAAAAUAUUCUUCUGUUCAGCAUCCAUAUCAGUCUCAAUACAGGAAACGUCGACACUUCGAAAGAAACAAAAUGACAAUGUAUACGAGAUAAAUGUUUAUUUUUAAACUCUUUUUGGAGUCGGCUCUCUGCUAGAGCGUUUGUGAGUAGCAAUACAAAGCGCUUUGAAGAGUUUAGCGUCCGAUUUCGAUACUGACAUUUGCUGUUUUGUUUGUAUAUAUAAAUAUUUGCACACACACAAUGAUUAUUUCGCCAUUCUUGACAGACGUAUUUUUGAUAAGGGACCAUCUGAUUGGUCCACUUUUUGCCACGCAGGCGUGACGUCACUGAAUGAUUGACAGUUGACUGUGUACAUCUGUACUAUGUCCAGCACGUGCUGUACGUGUUACUGUUACAGUAUGCGGGAACGAGUGUCAGUCUCUCAGGAAGCGAGCAGCUAUAGCUUAUGCAAAUGUACAUGCAUGCUUUGACCUGAGCCUAUGCACACUUUGCAUAGCCUGGCAAGCAGAAUCUAACGUUCAGUUCAAAGUGUCAGCAUGUUUGACCGAGACUAAUGUCCCGGAUGUGCGAUGUUCGGAUGCAUGUGCACGAUAGUGUUUUAGUUAAAAUCUAACAUGUGUCUUUGCUCGAGCAGUCAACAGGUGACAGACAGGUCACGGUUUUUACACGGAGCUGGUAUGUCACCGAAAAAACGUUGGUGCCAUUGCAUGAUCAAGAGCUCACCGAGGAAGUUAAAAUAUUAAUGAACUUUCAGCCCCGACGGUUGGGUUAGUAAGCAUGAAGUUACAGGUUGACAUGAAAUAUUUUGCUGUUGUAAAGGACUGAACAGGCUUGAUAUGCAUGAACAAAUUUUCGAGCUUGUUUAUUAUAAUUAUUUUUUUUUUGGUCCACUGUAAAACUUGGAGAACCAGACUACCCACAGAGCACAAAGCCAGUACAGAGCUUUAUUGAUUAAAAAAGUGCAAUCAUAUGAAAAAUUGGUUGUAUAUGUUGCAAAUAAUGCAUAUUUGUACAGUGUACGAUCUUGACAUUAAAUUUAAAUUUGUUCUUAUUGUGUGGCAUAACAUUCAUCACAAAUCUGCAUCAUUUUUAAAAAAAUGCAGUAAAAUAGUAUAUAAUGUAUCAUUGCUGCUUCAACAACAGAAAAUAUACAUGUAAAAUUUCACUGCCUCAGAAUAAAACAGGCUUGAUUAAA
Pomacea canaliculata is the source of this 5698-nucleotide messenger RNA. Its product is annotated as epidermal growth factor receptor-like. Lineage: Eukaryota; Metazoa; Mollusca; Gastropoda; Architaenioglossa; Ampullariidae. The record is from RefSeq and is a predicted model, not a curated record. Gene Ontology annotation, biological process: positive regulation of kinase activity; protein phosphorylation; multicellular organism development. Bases 1002 to 3182 code for a protein of 726 amino acids. Gene Ontology annotation, cellular component: signaling receptor complex. The transcript has 17 exons. Gene Ontology annotation, molecular function: ATP binding; transmembrane receptor protein tyrosine kinase activity.